GAAAAAUAAAAAAAUUUUUUUUUGUCAAAAUAUCGAAAAAUAUCGAAAUAUAUUCUAGAAGACGUCAAAAGUUCCACACUUUUUAGGCUUGUAUUUCCUCAAGUCAGUUGUUUCCUCUAACUUUUGGUUAUCUCGCGUAUCGCCCUUAUCUCUCACUUAAUCAACCACCUGGGAUCAAGUGUGCAUUUCUCGUCAUAUCUGUACACUCGUCGUCGUUUUAAUUUCAGUUAUCGAUUAAAUUCGAAGCAAGUGUGCCGAGUAAGAAGAGCCUCUGUCAAAUCAAAAUACGUCACGUGCUAAUAACGCGACGCUCACGUGAAUCUAUCAAUGUGACUUGCAUACAUUUCUUCAAGAACUGUGAAUUAAAUGUGAUUUCUAUGGACUAGUUUCUUGGGCUAUCGAAAUUGAUGUCUGAAUGGACUGAUCGAGAAAAAAAACGAGCGAUGGAGGUUUUAGAAUCUAAGCUCGCUUGAGCUCUUAUGCAAUUUUUGUUUAACGUGUUUAGAAAUAAUAUACACUUUUUUUUAUUGAAUUUUAAUUAUAAAAUCUGGUGAAACUGUGAAGCUUCUAUGAGUGCUCUCUGCUUGAUACGGCACUUAACGUUCAGACCACUUUAAAUACUAUGUCUAAUAAUUAAACUGGCGACGAUCUGGCCAAACAUUAAUUCAUUAUCAGUCCCGACGUCGCGUCGUAAAGAAUAAGUGAAACAUGGCGAUUUUGGUAGCAGCGGAUUAUGCGGUAAUCGCAGUGACUUUGAUUAUCAGUUCUGGAAUCGGUGUGUAUUAUUGGCUCACUGGUGGGAAACAAAAUUCGACAGAGGAAUAUUUCAUGGCGGACAGAUCGAUGCGAGCGGCAACGAUCGCUAUAGGCUUAACGGUUUCGUACCUAUCCGCGGUCAGUUUGCUAGGAGUCAGCUCGGAAAAUUACGUUUAUGGUACCCAGUACGCCGUGAUCAAUCUCUCCUACGGACUUGCCACUCCGUUCGUCGCUCACUUAUACAUGCCGGUGUUCUUUAAGCUCGGCACGACUAGCGCUUUCGAGUGGGUCGACGAUCUGUUCGGUUGCUAUGUUCGAUAUUCCAGAAACGUGAAAGGCGCGCAAACUGCAAUUUGGUGGAGCUGGCCGUUAUCCUCUUUGAUGUCCCUGGGACUGUGUUUUUCUGGCCUGGCGAUAUACACGAAAUACCGUGACUGCGACCCUCUUCAGAGCGGAAGGAUCAAUUCGUACGAUCAAUUAAUGCCGCUUUACGUGAUGGACAUGCUCUCCGCGUAUCCAGGUGUGCCCGGGCUAUUUAUAGCCGGAAUUUUCAGCGCUGGUCUCAGCACCAUCUCCGCCACGGUCAAUUCCCUUGCUGCCGUUAUACUCGAGGAUUUCAUCAAACCUCUCUGUCGUCUCAGGGGCACGGAGAUUACCACGACCGGAUCGAUCAUCACCAGCAAGAUUCUGGCUGUCGCGGUCGGCGCCGGUUGCAUAGCAUUGGCGUUUAUAGGACACUACCUUGGCGGUCUCCUUCAGGCGGCUUUGACGAUUUUCGGUGUGGUCGGUGGACCCGUAUUUGGCAUGUUCACUCUCGGCAUGUUCACGCGAUCGGCUAAUCAGAGAGGCGCGAUCAUUGGUUUGCUGAUUAGUCUCGUUUUCUCUCUGUGGAUCGGUUUUGGUCAGCCGAAGCCACCGAUCCCAAACAAAGUGCACGUUUCCUCACCCAACUGUGGUAACGCGACUGCGUUUUACGACUACCAGGAACCGUCCCAUUUCGAAUACCAGCAACGUAGCAGUGACUCAUAUUUCUACUUAUACCGCAUUUCGUACAUGUGGUACUGUCCCUUGGGAAGUGCGAUCAGUUUCCUGGUAGGAUGGAUCGCCAGUUGGAUUUCGAAUCUGAAAUUUGGAAAGGAAUCACGAGAAUUGGAACCUGACUUAUUCGUGUCGAUUCUGGCCAAAGAAUUACGCAGAAAAAGAUUGAAAAAUACAAACGAAGUUCAUAGAAACGGUGCAUUAGAUACGAUCUCAUAAUUUUUUUAUUAUAUCAGAGAUUGUUAAUUUCGAGUUAAUUGAAAACUGAUUAAGAGACACGUGCUACGAUCAGAGUGAAGCCACAGUAUGAAAACGAACCAAGGAUACGUUGUAACGGAUGGAAUAAAAGUGGUACAGCUACAGUGAGACACGGCAUGACCAAACGAGUCGAAAAGAAUCUGUGAUAGAACGAGAAUAAGUCGGAUCAAGAGACACACUUCGAGUGGCGCAAGUAUAUAGAGCGAGGCACGGUACAGAGGAAACGAGACGAAAAGAAUGCAUGAUGGAACGAGAAUAACUCGGAACGGAUGGUAGUAGUCGUGAUAUUGCUCGGUUCCUCUCGGAAUUCCGAGUGGCUACUAUCGGCUGAAUGUUCUUCUUCUUCGGGUCUGCAAUGAGGAGCAGACGUAAACACCGACGCCGAGGCACGGGUGUGCUGAACGUUUACCGAAACGUUCGCAAAUCACGAUGGAAUGCCGUCAGACUGGUGUUCCCGUGCGCGGCACACGGUGACAUACAGAACGAAGCAACGACCCGUGCACCGUCCGCCGCUUACGUAAGGAAAGAACGUCGACUACCACGAGCUUCGUUUCGACUACCGAAGCCGCGUUAUUCAGUAGGCGAACGGAAUGCUUUUAACUUGCAACGCGUACAUCUGCGCCUGACCUCUUUCAAAUAAACUGUUCUAUCUCGCAAAUCUGAUUCACUGCUGUAGAGUAAACCUAAGUCUCGCUCACCGAUUUUCAGGGACACUGACACAGAAAUGUGUACGUUCAAUCUUUUUUUUUUAAUUAAAAUUGUUCCGUGUGAGAAAAUAGAUUAGUCGUAAUAAAAAAAUAAUUAAAUCGAUUGAUUCUGUAUCGAUCUGAAAGAUUCGAUUUUUAUCUUCUAGAAAUUUAUAAGUACUCAUUUCGAGGCUCGAUGAACACUUUUCAUUGAAACAUUAUUAAAAAUGCCCGAUAAAAUGAAACAUUUAAUACAGUUGAGUUGAGUCCUCUAAGAAUUAUUACUUUCGAGUAAUAAUUGGAAUCUAUGAAACUGGAUUAUUGAAAUUGUGAGUACCACCCUUAUGAAUCACUGUUUGAUUGCUAACAGUAGUUAUAGUAGAUAGACUCUAUUGAAAUUUUCAACGAAUAAAGACGGUACGAAUAGCAGUUGUUUUACUUGGAAAUCGACGGAAUUGAUAGUCGAGUAAUUUGGUUAUUCCUAGUAAUGUGGCUCCCGUUGUUCGGUUCUUGAUCUUACCCGGAGCGGUCUAUUACCCGUUCACUCUAAUCGAGUUCGCGAGAGGAGAAAAAAGAACGGGAAUAUUAACCGGAUUCUUUACGAGCUCAAUCAGCGGAAAUUUCUAAGCUUAUGGCAGAAAAUGCCAGCCGUUUCUCAUUCAUAAACGCUCGACGGUGAGUGCUGCUCGCCGAACGCUCUCAGCCAUAACGCAUACCGAAGGUUUUAUGAAAUAAUUGUAGUCAUGCUGUCGUCGCGAUUCUCGUCAGAUUUACAGUGUACUUCUUCAAGUACGACGUUGUCAAAACUGUUUGAUGAAUCUCUCUCUCGCGGAUUAAAAUAUUCCUUGGAUUUGUUUAAAAUUAAAUCACUUUCUCUGAUCUCUCGAGAGUCUUAGCUCUCGUGUGAUAUCCUACUUUCGUAUCAGCAUGAUUUACAUAAACUUUCGAACGUCGUUCGAAGAAUCGUCCUUCGAAUCACACAUUUUACUAAAUUGCUUCUUCCAGUAUAUUAAGAAUAAAAAUAAUAAGAAAUUGUUUUUAUUUUGACGCCUCAAAAUUAUGUUAAAAUCCAACAGCAUC
Ceratina calcarata is the source of this 3818-nucleotide messenger RNA. RefSeq names its product putative sodium-dependent multivitamin transporter. Gene Ontology annotation, cellular component: membrane. Gene Ontology annotation, molecular function: symporter activity. The transcript is spliced from 5 exons. NCBI's taxonomy places the organism in Eukaryota, Metazoa, Arthropoda, Insecta, Hymenoptera, Apidae. The record is from RefSeq and is a predicted model, not a curated record. Gene Ontology annotation, biological process: transmembrane transport; sodium ion transport. Bases 709 to 2013 code for a protein of 434 amino acids.